This is a messenger RNA of Homalodisca vitripennis (glassy-winged sharpshooter), 515 nucleotides long. RefSeq names its product cuticle protein 5.1-like. The coding region runs from base 140 to 397 and encodes 85 amino acids. The record is from RefSeq and is a predicted model, not a curated record. The transcript is spliced from 3 exons. Lineage: Eukaryota; Metazoa; Arthropoda; Insecta; Hemiptera; Cicadellidae.
GGCCCGUGCAUCGCCGCUUGGGAACAUCAGCCGGCCAAUGGCGCGCCUCCUCCCCUGCACACCACAGGGUAUAUAACUGGCGCCCUUGUUGUUCGGGGCAUCAGUUCGUGCACUCCAGAGUCACUAGCUAUCUCCAACCAUGGUCGCUAAGGUUAUGUUUGUUGCUCUCCUGGCCCUUGCCGCCGUCAUGGCCGCUCCUGAAGACGAGGCUGCCAGAACCAAGAAGCAGACCUAUCUCGCCUAUGGUGCCGCCCCCUACGCCGCCCCCUAUGCCGCCCCCGCCGCCGUCGCUUACACCGCUGGUGCCUACCCCUAUGCCGCUGCCGCCUACCCCUAUGCCGCUGGUGCCUACCCCUACGCCGCCGCCGCCUACCCCUACGGAUACAGAGUGUACUAACCGGAUCAAUCUCAAUCAACUCUAAUCUCGUCAUUUUUAAUUUGUACAAACUCAAUUCAAAUCACCCGCCGUAUGUUCACUUCAGUCAGUAAAUUAAAUUAAACAAAAUUUUCCGCUA